Molecule: messenger RNA, 704 nt
Organism: Ziziphus jujuba (common jujube)
Lineage: Eukaryota; Viridiplantae; Streptophyta; Magnoliopsida; Rosales; Rhamnaceae
Product: probable histone H2B.3
Exons: 1
Coding region: 106-522 (138 amino acids)
Biological process (GO): nucleosome assembly
Cellular component (GO): nucleosome
Molecular function (GO): DNA binding; structural constituent of chromatin; protein heterodimerization activity
Source: RefSeq, a predicted model, not a curated record
UUUCCCUCACAUCGCUCUUUCUUUCUCUUGGAGAAUCCCCAUUUUCCAAUACGAAGUAGCUUCGUUUCUUUCUUCCAAAUUUUCUCGAGAAAAUUCCGAUAAGUAAUGGCUCCGACGAAGGGAGAGAAGAGGCCGGCGGAGAAGAAACCGGCAGAAAAAGCUCCGGCGGAGAAGAAGCCGAAGGCCGAGAAGAAGGUGGCCAAAGAAGGAGGCGUAGAGAAGAAGAAGAAGAGGGUCAAAAAGAGCACCGAGACCUACAAAAUUUACAUCUUCAAGGUUCUCAAGCAGGUUCACCCUGACAUCGGGAUCUCGAGCAAGGCUAUGGGGAUCAUGAACAGCUUCAUCAACGACAUCUUUGAGAAGCUCGCUCAGGAGGCUUCCAGAUUGGCUCGUUACAACAAGAAGCCCACCAUUACCUCCAGGGAGAUCCAGACCGCCGUCCGAUUGGUCCUUCCCGGUGAAUUGGCCAAGCACGCCGUUUCUGAAGGCACAAAGGCCGUCACCAAGUUUACCAGUUCUUGAAUUUCUAAUUUUUUAUUUUUAUUUUUUUCUUCUUUGAGAUCGGAUUCCGAAAAACGUUUCUGUGUUGGGAAUCUAGGGUUUUCUGCAAAUUAUAUCGGUUUAGAUUUGUUCCUUUUCCUUUCUGGGUGAUAGGUGUAAUAUCUUUGAUACAUUUAAAACGAAGUUGAUCAUUGGGUUUUCUA